Brassica napus (rape) is the source of this 1013-nucleotide messenger RNA. RefSeq lists its product as uncharacterized. Lineage: Eukaryota; Viridiplantae; Streptophyta; Magnoliopsida; Brassicales; Brassicaceae. The coding region runs from base 1 to 552 and encodes 183 amino acids. The record is from RefSeq and is a predicted model, not a curated record. The transcript has 6 exons.
AUGUGGGUUUGGAAAGUCGAGAUUUGGGGCCAAUUUCAGAGAGAAAAACAGAGCAGAGAAGCUGCAUCUCAGCUCGAUCUAGAAGAAGCUCUUCAAGCUUCCAGAAACGCUAGUCAUCCAUACUCUACUCAUCGCAGAGAGUGGCCACCUUUGUUAGAGGUGGGUGAUACUGGGGAAUUUCCUUCUGUAUGUAAUACAGCAGGCGGUGAAGGCACGGCUUUGGAUUUUUUUCCAAAGAUUCGACGGGUUUGGGCAUCCGUGGACAAUUCUCUGUUUCUGUGGCGUUUCAACAAAAGCUAUUCAGGACAGGGUCUUCAUCUUCCUGAUGUACUCGUAGAAGUCGAAAAGUGUGGAUCCUAUUUUGACGAGUUGCUAGCAGUUCCUGAACACGAUGAUUGGAUAUAUAGCGAUGGGAAAUCAACUUCUUGUAUCACUUUCAUCCUCGAAAUGUACAAAGAAGGUGGCUUGUUUGAUCCAAUCUCUAGUUCCAUCCAAGUUGCUGAAUUCACGUUUUUGCAGAUCAAGGAUGCUUACAUGCUCAAGUUUUUUUAGAACAAUGCAAGCUGUUUGCCUAAAUGGUGUAACGACAACAAUGAUGUAAAGCUACCGCACUGUCAAAUCCUUGGGAAAUACAGAAUGGAGCUUUCCGGUUACAACACUAUGGAGCCACACCCGCAUACGAACGAGCACUGCUCGUCUCUGCGUGACUGCGUCCAAAGUACCAUAGACCAAAGAACUGCUAGAACAAAUAUAUUAAGUGUUGUCUGUUUGUUAGGAAUGACUUGGUGUAAUGAUCCACGAAUAUGUGACAAAGUUCACUUCAAAUACAUCUGUAAAGAAAGAGAGUGCGACUCAUCAUUGUCGUCUUUGUAAUUUGCGUUUAAUAUUUGGGCUUUAGAUGUUACUUUAUGGAUACAUUGUUAGGCUCAGAUUUUGGAUUAUAGUUUAUGAGUUCAUCAAGUUAUGUUUAAAUUGUAUUAGUUCUACGUUUUAUUGAUAAUUUUUUUCUAAUA